Messenger RNA from Physeter macrocephalus (sperm whale), 1368 nucleotides. It is a transcript of the gene HMGN1, whose product is annotated as high mobility group nucleosome binding domain 1. Gene Ontology annotation, biological process: chromatin organization. The transcript has 6 exons. Bases 152 to 457 code for a protein of 101 amino acids. NCBI's taxonomy places the organism in Eukaryota, Metazoa, Chordata, Mammalia, Artiodactyla, Physeteridae. Gene Ontology annotation, molecular function: nucleosomal DNA binding. Gene Ontology annotation, cellular component: nucleus; chromatin. The record is from RefSeq and is a predicted model, not a curated record.
GGUUCCAUCCGGUUCUCCCACCGCCCCCGCCGCGGGUCCCAGCAGCUCGGGCGGCGGGAGGAGCGGCAGCGGCCAGGCAGCCCAGCUUCGCGAAGGCUCUCGGCGCGCCGCGGCCCGCAGGCACCCGGCACGCGCCCGCCCCGCCGCCACGAUGCCCAAGAGGAAGGUCAGCUCCGCCGAGGGGACGGCGAAGGAGGAGCCCAAGAGGAGAUCGGCGAGGUUGUCAGCUAAACCGGCUCCUGCAAAAGUGGAAACGAAGCCAAAAAAGGCGGCAGGAAAGGAUAAAUCUUCCGACAAAAAAGUGCAAACAAAAGGGAAAAGGGGAGCAAAGGGAAAACAGGCUGAAGUGGCUAACCAAGAGACUAAAGAAGACUUACCUGCAGAAAAUGGAGAAACUAAAAAUGAGGAGAGCCCAGCUUCUGAUGAAGCAGGAGAGAAAGAAGCCAAGUCUGAUUAAUAUCACACACCUGGUCCUAUCAGUGGUCCCUGUUUCCCUUCUUGUACAAUCCAGAGGAAUAUUUUUAUCAACUAUUUUGUAAAUGCAAGUUUUUUAGUAGCUCUAGAAACAUUUUUAAAAAGGAAGGAAUCCCACCUCAUCCCAUUUUUUAAGUGUAAAUGCUUUUUUUUAAGAGGUGAAAUCAUUUGCUGGUUGUUUAUUUUUUGGUACAACCAGAAAAUAGUGGGAUAUUGAAUAUGGGAGGCUUUGAUUGUCUUGGGUGUCAGCUUAACAUUCCACAGAUGGAGGGUAGCUUUUAUAUCCUAUAAUACAAAGCAUACUAAAUGGCAGUUUGGAGUUAGUUGUGCAAUUAAUGUCUUAAACACUUUAAAUUACUUCUCUUCCCGCGUUGUUUUUGGUAGAAUUGUUUCCUAAAGCAAACCACUCACCCCUUGAUCUCGGCUCUCCUGGGCAGAAUUUUGUGCACUCUGUAACAUCUCUGGUCGUGCUCGUCCAGUUCUUCUAGUAACUUCGUUAAUGUGCUGUGAACCACUGACAAUUGGAGUACGUAGUGUAUGUGAUAUUAAAUUGUGAAUUAGUGGGACUUACCGUGUAACAGCAUAUCAAUGUUUGAAGAUAUUGGUACUUGAUAUCCUGUGAAGGAAAAUUUGCCCCCAAAUUUUAAGCUGGAAAGUCACUGGAAUAACUGUUCAGAAAAGAAUCACAACUACAUGAUUUUUUAGGUUUUUGGUACGUAUGUUGAGAAUUGUGUACAAAUUGAAAUGUCUGUGUACUGAUCCUCAAAACAACCAAUAAAAUCUCAAUUAUGAAAGAAUUCCUUGAAGCACAUGAAUUAAGUUGUGGUUUAAAUUUCAUUUUAAAGAAUUUUCACAUUUGUUUUUCCAAAGUCUUAAUAAAAUUUUGGAAGAGUG